AGAGGAGGGUCCCGGCGUGUGCCUUCAUUAAGGAGGGGCAAAGCGCGCAGAAUGAUAAAAAAGCAGGUACAUCUGCUAACCAAUCUGUAUCCCUCCUAAUAUUUUCCUCCGAAACUCGGUGCUUGCAUCCACCCCCUAGCAAAUCCACCGGGAUCUUGGUGCCAUCUGAUUGGCCGCGGAUAUGGAAACAAGGGGCGAGAACAAUGGCAUCAUUGCUCCUUAAAAAGAGUGCAGCUAUGCCUUAGAGACGAAAGCAUUUCGGGAACGGAAAGAUCAAUAGCAGGGAAAUACUCAAGGAAUUACAGUUCCCGUCUCUGUUAGCCAUUUCUUGGCUACGACUGGAUUUUUAAACCGUGUUUUUCUUCGAGUGUAGUUUUUUUUUUAUUAUUUUGUAAGUGCCUUCAGUUCUUCGCCAAGAUGCCCAAAGGUUUUCUAGUGAAAAGAAACAAGAAAUCUACACCCGUCUCGUACAGGGUCCGCAGUGACGAGGAAGACCCGGAUCCGUUGAAGGCUUUGCACAACUCGAGCUCAUCUUCUGCUUCUCCACCAGUAUCGGCGUCAUCCAGCCCGGACCGCGCUGCAGCAUCACCGCACAAUACCUCCUCUUCCUCUGAUGGACAGGAUGCUAGACCCGUGCAAUUCGGCAAUCCGGAGACGGUGUACCAGGCACUCUAUAGCCCCACCCGUCCCAUCAGCAAGGAGCACGAGAGGAAAUUUUUUGAGAGAAGUUUUAACCUGGGAUCCCCAAUCUCAGCUGAAUCCUUUCCGACUCCGGCUGUUCUUACCACCCUUGACCAGCUCCUGUUUGCUCCAGUGGAUUUGAAAAUCGGCUCUAGUAACAGCAGCUGUAGCAAUGUGACAGCAGUCCUCCCGGCGGCUGUGAGAAGUGCUCACAAGAGAGCCCCGCCAGACUCUGAGCGCAAAAGCAAAGCGGCGGCUAAGAAACCCAAAGCUAUUAGGAAACUUAAUUUCGAAGACGAGGUCACCACGUCUCCAGUUUUAGGCUUGAAGAUAAAAGAAGGACCAGUUGAUCUGAAGCCUAGAACAGUCUCAUCCGGCGGCAACAAACCUCUGGGGGAAUUCAUCUGCCAGUUGUGCAAAGAGGAAUACGCGGACCCCUUCGCUUUAGCUCAGCACAAGUGCUCCAGGAUAGUGCGGGUGGAGUACAGAUGCCCUGAAUGCGAUAAAGUCUUCAGUUGUCCUGCUAAUCUGGCAUCCCACCGGCGGUGGCACAAGCCAAGACCCCAGAACCCGAACGCCGGACCAGUCGUUCCCGGAGCCAAGUCAGAGAGUGUCAAGCCUCCUUCGGGAGAUCUGAAAGACAAGGCAACUGAGGAGCUAAAGGACCCGAGGGGCGAGGCAGCGAGCGAUCGCGACACCCCCAGCCCGGGGUUAUCAGAGUCAGGUUCUGAGGAUGGUCUCUACGACUGCCAACACUGCGGUAAGCGCUUCAAGCGCCAGGCUUACCUGAGGAAACACCUGCUGAGCCACGCCGGCGCAUCCAGCAAGGCGACCUGCGACGAGCAGCUCCUGUACUCAGCGGCUUUUGCUAACAGCCAAGAGAUCGAGAAACCGCCCCGCGCGGAAAGCCACAGCCCCGCGCCUUUAAAUCUUAGUCCCCUGGAGUGCCACUUGUGCCCCGUUUGUGGCGAAACCUUCCCCAACAGGUCGGCUCAGGAGCGCCACCUUCGUCUGCUGCACUCCUCCCAGGUGUUUCCGUGCAAGUACUGCCCAGCUACUUUCUACAGCUCUCCGGGACUGACAAGGCACAUCAACAAAUGCCACCCCUCCGAAAACCGGCAGGUGAUCUUGCUGCAGAUGCCUGUGCGCCCGGCGUGCUGAAACGCCCAAAGUUGUGCCUUAAAAAAAAAAGACUUGCACCGGCCACUCUGUGGAGCUCUACACUUGAAUACUAUAUUUUUCAGAUUUCUCCUUAAGGUAGUUAAAGAAAAGAAAAGAAAUUAGAUUGACUGUUCUAAGUAUUUUUAUAGGACCUCUGCACAUGAUCCAAUGUUUUAGCUUCUAGACCUAAGAAAGGUUGUCUCAAUAGGUGUACCUAUGUAAACGCCUUCAAUUCACAGGCUGUGCAUUUCUCUUCUUACUUUAUUAGCUUUAAUAUAGCUUGUGAAGCGCUGGACAUUGACAUUUAGCUUUGUCUUUGAACAAAUCAAAGUCUAUACGUUCCUUUAGUGUAGCCAUAAAUGCCUUGAAUUAGCGUCCUUUUCCACAUCGACGAUCCUUGCUGUAAACUGCCUUAAAAAUCAUUGUGAUCUCUCAUAUAUAUGAUUGUCUUCACUUUUAAAUGGAGUUGGUAUGAUUUGAAUGUUCUAUUUUUGGUUCUAAUUAUUAUUUUUAUUUAUUUAAUUAAUUUAUUUAUUUAUUCAAAUCGAAAUUAUUGUUUGCUUUCUUUUUGGGUUGUCGUUUGUAUGUAUAUUGUGAAAUCGAUGAUAAAUUAUUUUGAUGUUUCGUUUUACAUGUUUUAGCCAAAUAACUGUUUUUGUCAGAAUGGUUUCCUGAGUCUUUAUAAAUGUUGUGGAUGGUUUACAAAUUUAUUACAAUCUCCAACAGCUCUUGUAAAACGUAACAGCUCUUAAUUUAGAUGCAAACUUUUUUCUACACAGGUUAUUUUUCUUAAAUGUUAGCUUUUAUAUAGUGCUUUAAACGUAUGUUUUCAACUGUGUUUGCUAUGUCUUC
Erpetoichthys calabaricus (reedfish) is the source of this 2694-nucleotide messenger RNA. Its product is annotated as insulinoma-associated protein 1b-like. NCBI's taxonomy places the organism in Eukaryota, Metazoa, Chordata, Cladistia, Polypteriformes, Polypteridae. Gene Ontology annotation, biological process: regulation of cell cycle process; neuron differentiation; negative regulation of transcription by RNA polymerase II. The transcript has a single exon. The record is from RefSeq and is a predicted model, not a curated record. The coding region runs from base 418 to 1842 and encodes 474 amino acids. Gene Ontology annotation, cellular component: transcription repressor complex; nucleus. Gene Ontology annotation, molecular function: RNA polymerase II cis-regulatory region sequence-specific DNA binding; DNA-binding transcription repressor activity, RNA polymerase II-specific.